AUGCGCCCCCCGCCCGCGCUGGCCCUGGCCGCGCUCUGCCUGCUGGCGCUGCCCGCCGCUGCCGCCGCCGCCUACUUCGGUCCCGGCUCGCUGUCGGAGUUCGCGCCCCGAGCUCGGUCUCUGGCUUCCCCAGCUCCGGCCCCGAUCUGCUGUCCCACUGGGUCCUCUUCGCCGCCGCCCUUCCCACCCCGCCCUGUCCGAGACCUCAUCCCGCCCACUCCGCCCGACCUAGGACCCCGGCCCGAGCUCCCGGACUCUGCACACGUUUCGGACCCUGGCCCCAUCCGCACGGCGCGCCCGGUCCCUGCCGGGAACAGUCUGCAGAGCAAAUACUGUGUGAUCAUCCAGGGGAGCAACAGCUACAAGGAGCUGGAGGACAGCAGCCAGUACUAUGCACAGUCCUUCCCAAACAUCCCCGAUCAUAGACGUUGCCCAAGCCUGACCGGGCGGGAGGUCCUGACGCCCUUCCCAGGGCUGGGCACGGCCGUGGCCCCUGCACAGGGUGGGGCCCACCUGAAGCAGUGUGACCUGCUGAAGCUGUCCCGGCGGCAGAAGCAGCUCUGCCGGAGGGAGCCUGGCCUGGCCGAGACCCUGCAGGACGCUGCCCACCUCAGCCUGCUCGAGUGCCAAUUCCAGUUUCGACACGAGCGCUGGAACUGCAGCCUGGAGGGGAGGACCGGCCUGCUCAAGAGAGGUUUCAAGGAGACGGCCUUCCUGUACGCAGUGUCCUCGGCCGCCCUCACCCACACUCUGGCCCGGGCCUGCAGCGCCGGCCGCAUGGAGCGCUGCACCUGUGACGACUCUCCGGGCCUGGAGAGCCGGCAGGCCUGGCAGUGGGGCGUGUGCGGCGACAACCUCAAGUACAGCACCAAGUUCCUGAGCAACUUCCUGGGGCCCAAGAGAGGAAGCAAAGACCUGAGGGCCCGGGCGGAUGCUCACAACACCCACGUGGGCAUCAAGGCAGUGAAGAGUGGCCUCAGGACCACGUGUAAGUGCCACGGCGUGUCGGGCUCCUGCGCCGUGCGCACCUGCUGGAAGCAGCUCUCCCCCUUCCGAGAGACGGGCCAGGCGCUCAAGCUGCGCUAUGACUCAGCCGUCAAGGUGUCCAGCGCCACCAACGAGGCCUUGGGCCGCCUGGAGCUGUGGGCCCCUGCCCGGCCCGGCAGCCCCACCAAGGGCCUGGCCCCGCGGCCUGGGGACCUGGUCUACAUGGAAGACUCGCCCAGUUUCUGCCGGCCCAGCAAGUACUCGCCCGGCACGGGGGGCAGGGCGUGCUCCCGGGAGGCCAGCUGCAGCAGCCUGUGCUGCGGGCGGGGCUACGACACCCAGAGCCGCCUGGUGGCCUUCUCCUGCCACUGCCAGGUACAGUGGUGCUGCUACGUGGAGUGUCAGCAGUGCGUGCAGGAGGAGCUCCUGUACACCUGCAAACAUUAG
Molecule: messenger RNA, 1434 nt
Organism: Neomonachus schauinslandi (Hawaiian monk seal)
Lineage: Eukaryota; Metazoa; Chordata; Mammalia; Carnivora; Phocidae
Gene: WNT9B
Product: Wnt family member 9B
Exons: 7
Coding region: 1-1434 (477 amino acids)
Biological process (GO): neuron differentiation; multicellular organism development; canonical Wnt signaling pathway
Cellular component (GO): extracellular region
Molecular function (GO): cytokine activity; frizzled binding
Source: RefSeq, a predicted model, not a curated record